This is a messenger RNA of Penicillium waksmanii, 1824 nucleotides long. RefSeq lists its product as uncharacterized. The record is from RefSeq and is a predicted model, not a curated record. NCBI's taxonomy places the organism in Eukaryota, Fungi, Ascomycota, Eurotiomycetes, Eurotiales, Aspergillaceae. The transcript has 4 exons. The coding region runs from base 1 to 1824 and encodes 607 amino acids.
AUGCCCGCCGAGUUGUCUUCCGACCAGCUCCCGUCUCAGCGCUGGGACCGACGCUAUGACAGGAAGCCGAUCUCAACGAACCCUACUAUCGCUGACCUCGACGUUGAACACAAUGAACUCGCGCAAACAUGGAAGUCCUUUAUCCGUCAUUUAUCACCAGACAAUCGCGUCGACUGGGAACACCGCCCCCAGUCCGUAGACGAUGUCAACGCCCUCGUUCGAUCUCUUCAGUCAUUUUGGAAGGCUCGUCCCCGGCAAAGGGUCUAUAGCCAGGCCAGGGUCCUUUCCGAACAAUUUCUCCCCACCCUGAACACCCACGCGACCUUGCUCGCUCGGCUACCCGACGCCAACCUUCAUUAUGCUCCGACCUUCUUUGGGGCUUUACAGUCGGUCUUGAAGGCAUCGUCGCACUAUCCUCGAGUGAUGGCGGGGCUCCUCACGGCUCUCCUGAAUAUCCACAACGCCCUGGACGUCCCCGAGGCCUCCGCCACCCCUUUUACGAUUGAAGCCAUCGCGAAGAUUUAUACCCUGAUCUUUUUCUUUUUGACCGAGUUUAUGGACUGGUAUGUGCGGAGGUCUACCUGCCAAUUGUUGAAGAGCCACAACCAAGAUGUCUACUCGGAAUUCUACCAUUUGGUCAACUGCAUCCAGCGCCAGGCGAAAGCCCUCUCCGAGUCACCUGACGAUAUGGAUGUCGACGAGGAUUUGGAAGCGGCCUAUAGCCCUCGGGCUCUGUGGGAAGACUCGCAGAUGAGUCAAGUCGGUCGUCAAGGGACGGAGCGCCGUAUCGCCGCACAGAAUACAAUUACGCGCCGGUUAAUCUGGGAGAUCCAGCAAGAUGCCGAAGAACGGGCCCGGAUCAAGCAACAAAGGGGCCAGUUGCUAGCGCAGAUGUUGAGAAAUGUGAGCAAGCAACUGCACACCGUGAGCGAGCAGAAUAGUGGGAUUGUCUGUUUGACCACAGCUGCCCCAGAUCUUGUAACCUCUGGCUUUGAAUGGUCCCGAGGUUCUAAGCGACGCCUGGCUCGACUCGAACUUCAAAGUGCCUCCAAGGAGCUUCAAAAUUUCUUCGAUAGUGACGACCAAAUCGCCGACUUCGAUUCCGACGUGGAAGUUAUCGCAGAGGGUAGUGUAGUGACCUCGCUACAGAAAUGGGCUACGAGUCCCAGGUCACAGGCCCUGGCAGUGGGCGGAUCUCAGUCAACCACCUACCCCAGUCCUGUGGCAUUGAUAUCAGCCUGCUACGCAUCUUUUGCCCGACAUGCAUCUCUUCCGGUUGUCGCCCACUUCUGCACUCUUCCUCAAGACGAAGCCCAGGGGAUGACCCCACACCAACAGGGACUCAUAUCUCUCACUUAUAGCUUGAUCCGACAAUUGAUAGAUACCCUUCCGACGGUGGUGGACAGCGACGCAUUAUUGGACCUCAGCGCCGAACGGUUUCGAUUGCUGGAUGGAACUCUUUCUAGCUGGAAAGCAGCUUUGUCCUUAGUCGAUACCCUCCUCCACUUCCUUCCACCCUUGCUGGUUCUCGUCAUCGACGGCAUCGACCGAAUCGAUGAUCCAUCCACGGACACUGCGGUGCGCGAACUCAUCCGGGUCCUACUCACCCACACUCGCCAUCAACCUCAGUCUCUCGAUAGUGAUAGCCCGGCGCAGCCAUUCCUAUUUAAAGUCCUCUUUACCGUGACAGGACGCCCGAGCGCGCUAGUGGAAACGAUGUCCGAGAAUCAACUCGUCCUGAGCGAACCGACUCAAGUGGAUGAGCCCACCACGUCUGACGCUGUCCUCACCUCCGACCUUGGCGCAGUCAUGAUGAAUGCGUGA